AGAAGGAGGAUGGAAGAGAGCCUAGAGACUGGUCUGGCAGAUGAAAGGGCCCGUAUCGAAGAGUUGAGGACUGCAGCUCCAGGAACUUUUCUGUUGAGGCUACCGGUGAGACCGUCCGGAGUGAUUAUCGCCGGCCGCCCCGAGACAGCUUAGCUAAGCAGCCCACCGCGGUUGUGGCUCACUACGUCGCCCGUACGGUAUCUCCGUCGUCCGCGGGAGUGAACACGCUGCAAUUCCCCCGGAACUGCUUGUUGUCUUGUUAGUAAACGAAAGGUUGGGCUGGCGUUUAUUUUCCACCUGCAGUUUCUUUUUCCCGUCCCUCCUUUAGUCCCAUGUGGACCCCUUUUCUAUCAAUCUUCAACCACUCCGACCGGAGUCUUGCAUAAAUGGCGGAAGUCGAAAACGGCUCUGUCAAUGAGCCCGCUCAAACAUCCCCGGUUGUGCCGCAGGCAGACAACAAGGAUGCGGCUGCUGCUGCUGUAUUGACACAGUCGGACGACAACUCCGUCCCUCACGACAAUCGAACCCUGCCCGCUGAAUCGGAACGUCAACAGAUAGGUACAGAUCAACCCGAAGAAAAUAUUCAGUCAUCUACCGAGCCAGAGUCCACUGCAAACACAGAGUCAGCCGACCAAAUCGCAACUCCGACAGAUGCCGCCGUACCCCAGGAUCCCGAUGUCCAACAUGACUCCGAAUCAAAUCUGAAGGUUGAAGCUCCCGAGAGUCAGCCUGAAGAUUCCGCUACCAAUGUCGAGAAGGAAGCCCCCUCCGAAAGACACGAUGUGGCUUCGAUACCUCCCCGCGAUGAGCUUGGCCCGGAUACAAGAAUGCGCUCGGACUCGAGGUCCACCACUGCCACAGUUGCGACGCACCGCUCUGUGACCCUCAGCUCUACCGUCUUUAUAGUCAGUGCCUUGGAUGCAAUCGGUGCUUCCAAGGAGGCCCGCAGGAGCAAACAACUGGAGGAUGCCGUCAAAAGCGCGCUCAGCAAUGUCAAACAGUCUGACGGCCAGCCGAUUGACCCUGAGGUCAUAUUCCGUCCGCUCCAGCUCGCCACCAAAUCAUUCAGCAUCCCUCUACAGGUCACUGCGCUUGACUGUAUCGGAAAGUUGAUCACCUACUCCUACUUUGCAUUUCCGUCGGCCCAUGAGAGCAAGACCUCCGAGAACGAAGCUACUCCGGAGCAGCCCCCCUUGAUCGAGCGAGCCAUUGAUGCGAUAUGCGAAUGCUUCGAGAAUGAGGCUACACCAGUUGAAAUCCAACAGCAGAUCAUCAAGUCCCUUUUGGCGGCAGUCCUCAAUGACAAGAUUGUGGUACACGGAGCGGGUCUCCUCAAAGCUGUUCGCCAAAUUUACAACAUCUUCAUUUACUCCAAGUCGUCGCAAGAGCAGCAAAUAGCCCAGGGCUCGUUGACGCAGAUGGUCAGCACUGUUUUUGAUAGAGUCAACGUAAGACUUGAGCUGAAGGAGCUGCGGUUACGUGAAGGUGAUAAAGGGCACGGUAGCUCUUCGGACAAUGUUACGCUGGAGGCCGCCGACGCUCCUCAAGAGGAUGAACAUGUGCAUGACGAAGUUCAUGAAGCAAGCUCAGACCACCCUGUCUCGAAAGAGCCAGGGGAGAAGCUCACUCUGCAAAGCUUCGAAUCGAACAAGGAGGUGACCACAGUCAAUGAUAAUGCGCCAACCAUGGUCACCCGCGCCAGGAAUCAGAGGCCGGCCCGAUCUUCUUCGGGGACCUUCACCGAAGAGAGCGACAGCACCGCAGAUGAUGAUGAAGAUGAAAUCUACGUCAAGGAUGCUUUCCUCGUGUUCAGGGCUCUUUGCAAGCUGAGUCACAAAAAUCUGAACCACGAUCAACAGCAGGACCUCAAAUCUCAGAACAUGAGAUCGAAGCUGCUAUCCUUGCAUCUGAUUCAUUACCUCCUUAAUAACCAAGCCAAUGCUUUUGCGUCUCCGCUCUUGACAAUCAAGAACAGCUCAACUAGCUCGGGCACUUCCGAUGCAAUGACAUUUCUGCAAGCCGUCAAACCUCAUCUCUGCCUGAGCCUUAGCCGGAAUGGUUCAAGCUCGGUACCCAGAGUUUACGAGGUGUGCUGUGAGAUUUUUUGGCUCAUGCUGAAACACAUGAGAGUGAUGAUGAAGAAAGAACUUGAGGUUUUCCUGAAGGAGAUUUAUUUGACCAUUCUGGAAAAACGCAAUUCGCCCGCUUUCCAAAAGCAAUACUUCAUGGAGGUUCUCGAGCGAUUGGCCGGUGACCCACGCGCUCUGGUUGAGAUUUACCUCAAUUAUGACUGCGACAGAACAGCAUUAGAGAAUAUUUUCCAAAAUAUCAUCGAGCAGCUGUCGCGUUAUGCGAGCAUUCCUGUUACAGUCACCCAUGCUCAACAGCAGCAAUAUCAGGAACACCACGUCAAAGUCUCAUCCGUGGGAAGUGACUGGCAUCAACGUGGAAGCUUCCCCCCUUCGUUGACCACUGCCAAUGUAGCCAACGUCCCACAACCAAGUCUACAAAAUGUGCCACCCGAGUAUACGCAGAAGAACCAGGCGGUCGUAUGCUUGGUUGAAAUUCUGCAGUCAUUGGACAACUGGGCCUCACAACGUCUAGUCGACCAGUCCGCAUCUAUACCUCACUCGUCUUCUCAGAAAUCGAUCGAUAAUCCCAGAGAUUCGAUUGAUAUGAACACCGCAUCGUUUCUCUCUUCCCCACGGAUUGAGGGUAUUGAGGGUAUCACAACUCCGGUGGCGGAAGACGAUCCAAGCCAAAUUGAAAAGGUCAAACAAAGAAAGACCGCGUUCACCAACGCAGUUCAGCAGUUCAAUUUCAAGGCCAAGCGCGGAAUCAAACUUUUUAUCCAGGAGGGUUUCGUGCGCUCCAGCUCACCCGAAGAUAUUGCUGCCUUCUUGUACCGGAAUGACCGCUUGGACAAGGCCAUGUUAGGAGAGUAUCUCGGUGAAGGAGAUGCGGAGAACAUUGCUAUCAUGCAUGCCUUUGUUGACCAGAUGGACUUCUCCAAGCGACGAUUUGUUGACGCUCUUCGUCAAUUUCUGCAGAAUUUCCGUCUACCGGGAGAGGCGCAAAAGAUCGAUCGCUUUAUGCUGAAGUUUGCUGAGCGCUACGUAACUCAAAACCCUAAUGCUUUUGCCAAUGCGGAUACUGCCUAUGUUCUUGCCUACAGUGUCAUUAUGCUGAACACCGACCAGCACAGUGCAAAGAUUAAGGGUCGCCGUAUGAACAAGGAGGACUUCAUCAAAAACAAUCGGGGCAUCAAUGACAAUCAGGAUCUUCCUGACGAGUAUCUAUGCUCCAUCUUUGACGAGAUUGCACAAAACGAGAUUGUACUGGAUACUGAACGGGAACAUGCCGCAAACCUUGGUAUUCCUACUUCUGCGCCGGCCGGUCUGGCCACCAGAGCUGGACAGGUCUUUGCAACAGUUGGGAGGGAUAUCCAAGGUGAGAAGUAUGCGCAGGCUUCCGAAGAGAUGGCCAACAAGACCGAGCAGCUUUACCGCAGCUUGAUCCGGGCGCAGCGCAAGACAGCGGUCAAGGAGGCACUUUCUCGCUUCAUCCCGGCGACUUCAGUUCGCCAUGUUGGCUCCAUGUUCAAUGUCACCUGGAUGUCAUUUCUGUCUGGCCUAUCUGCCCCAAUGCAAGAUACACAGUACCUAGAACUGAUCAGGCUUUGCAUGGAGGGUAUGAAGCUGGCCAUCCGUAUCAGCUGUGCUUUCGAAUUGGAGACACCUCGGGUUGCGUUCGUGACAGCGCUUGCCAAGUUCACGAACCUGGGUAAUGUCAGGGAAAUGGUAGCGAAGAACGUUGAGGCACUCAAGGCACUGCUUGAUGUUGCUUUGUCCGAGGGAAAUCAUCUCAAGGGUUCUUGGAGAGAAAUCCUCACAUGCGUCAGUCAGCUUGACCGACUCCAGCUCCUCACUGAUGGGGUGGAUGAAGGUUCUCUGCCAGAUGUCUCUCGAGCUCGUAUUGUGCCUCAACCGUCCUCUGAUGGCUCCCGGAAGUCUAUGCAGGCAGCAAGACGCCCUCGUCCUCGGUCAGUGAACGGACCUUCUGCCUUCCGCACCGAAGUUGCCAUGGAAAGUCGCUCUGUCGAGAUGAUUAGGGGAGUUGAUCGCAUUUUCACUAAUACUGCCAACCUUUCACAUGAGGCCAUCAUCGACUUCAUUCGGGCAUUGAGUGAGGUCAGCUGGCAAGAGAUUCAAUCGUCUGGGCAGACCGACUCUCCCAGAACUUACAGUCUGCAAAAGCUGGUAGAGAUCAGUUACUACAACAUGACCCGAGUAAGGAUCGAAUGGUCCAAGAUCUGGGAGGUCCUUGGACAACAUUUCAACCAAGUAGGUUGCCAUUCAAACACGACAGUGGUUUUCUUUGCUCUUGAUUCGCUUCGCCAAUUGUCAAUGCGUUUUAUGGAGAUUGAGGAACUGCCGGGUUUCAAGUUCCAGAAAGACUUCCUGAAGCCGUUCGAACAUGUCAUGGCGAACAGCAGCGCUGUGACUGUUAAAGACAUGAUUCUCCGCUGCCUCAUUCAGAUGAUCCAAGCACGUGGUGACAACAUCCGCUCCGGUUGGAAGACGAUGUUUGGUGUUUUCACAGUAGCUGCUCGGGAGCCCUACGAAGGCAUUGUGAACAUGGCUUUCGAGCAUGUAACUCAAAUUUACAACACUCGCUUCGGCGUCGUCAUAACUCAGGGUGCUUUCCCUGACCUCGUUGUCUGUCUGACAGAGUUCUCCAAGAACUCUAGAUUCCAGAAGAAGUCACUGCAAGCGAUUGAAACCCUCAAGUCAACCGUUUCAAAGAUGCUGAGAACGCCAGAAUGCCCACUUUCUCAUCGCGGAACUUCGUCGGAGGGCGCCCACGAGGACGCCACCAACCUGACGCAACAACUUACCCGCCAGUCGAAGGAAGAGCAGUUCUGGUACCCGAUCUUGAUUGCCUUCCAGGACGUCCUCAUGACCGGUGAUGACCUCGAAGUCCGCUCGCAGGCAUUGACCUACCUCUUUGAGACUCUCAUCCGGCACGGCGGCGAAUUCCCGCAAGAGUUCUGGGAUGUGCUUUGGCGACAACUUCUCUACCCGAUCUUUGUAGUGCUGCAGUCUAAAUCCGAGAUGUCUAAAGUACCAAACCACGAGGAGCUGUCGGUGUGGCUAUCGACAACAAUGAUCCAGGCUCUAAGGAACAUGAUCACGCUAUUCACACACUACUUUGAUGCGCUAGAAUAUAUGCUCGAUCGCAUUCUUGAACUUCUGACGCUCUGCAUCUGUCAAGAAAAUGACACAAUCGCCAGGAUCGGCAGUAACUGCUUGCAGCAGUUGAUACUGCAAAACGUCACGAAGUUCAAGCAGGAGCACUGGAACAAGGUAGUUGGUGCCUUUGUCGAGCUGUUCACAAAGACCACGGCCUACGACUUGUUUACCGCCGCGGCCUCCAUCACUUCCAAGCCCUCCUCCACCCAAGCCAAACCCGCAAACGGUGAGACGCCGACCGGCGAAGACAGCGCAAACGAAUCAGCCGAGACAUCAUCGGUCCAAGAGACCAGCAGUGUCGACCCGUCCAAGAUCAACGGAGCACAGAACGUUGCUUCGGAGCACGAGGAGGGAGACAUGCCCACGGCUUCCAACGCCGCACUGGAAGACUAUCGGCCUCAAACAGAGGCGCAGCAACAACCCGCUGCGGUCACUGUUGCACGACGUCGGUUCUUCAAUCGGAUCAUCACCAACUGCGUCCUGCAGCUGCUCAUGAUCGAGACAGUCCACGAGUUAUUUUCCAAUGACAAGGUCUACUCCCAGAUCCCCAGUAACGAGCUCCUCCGGCUCAUGGGCCUACUGAAGAAGAGCUACCAAUUCGCCAAGAAGUUCAAUGAGGACAAGGAAUUGCGGAUGCAGCUUUGGCGUCAGGGAUUCAUGAAGCAGCCUCCGAACUUGCUCAAGCAAGAAAGCGGUAGUGCCGCCACUUACGUUCACAUUCUCUUCCGCAUGUACCAUGAUGAGAGAGACGAGAGGAAGAGCAGCCGUGCGGAGACCGAAGCCGCUCUCAUCCCACUAUGCGCGGAUAUCAUUCGCAGCUUCGUCCUUCUGGACGAAGAUUCGCAGCAUCGGAACGUCCUCGCCUGGCGCCCGGUCGUGGUGGAUGUCAUCGAGAGCUACACCAACUUCGCCUCGGAGGGGUUCAACAAACACAUCGAGACCUUCUACCCCUUGGCCGUCGACCUGCUGGGCCGCGACAUGAAUCCGGAGGUCCGUCUCGCCGUGCAAUCCCUCUUCCGCCGUGUCGGCGAGGUCAAGCUGGGUCUGCCACCUCGCCCGCAAUCGCCGGCGGGUCAUCGAAACUCCGUCACCAGCCAGUUGUCCCGCAAACAUAGCAGCGGGCGCUGAGUUCUUGCCUGCAGUGCCAGGAGUUUCCCCUUUCGCCCACAACUGAACCAUCCGUCUUGAUACUGCUCUGCGUGUCUGUGCUAUCUUUCUUCUCCCUUCUUCUCCUCUUUCUUCUUCCUCUUCUUCUU
Molecule: messenger RNA, 6508 nt
Organism: Aspergillus aculeatinus CBS 121060
Lineage: Eukaryota; Fungi; Ascomycota; Eurotiomycetes; Eurotiales; Aspergillaceae
Product: Arf family guanine nucleotide exchange factor SEC7
Exons: 4
Coding region: 387-6380 (1997 amino acids)
Biological process (GO): regulation of ARF protein signal transduction
Molecular function (GO): guanyl-nucleotide exchange factor activity
Source: RefSeq, a predicted model, not a curated record